AGAGACUUGUGCUCAGUGGAGGAGCCGGCGCGCGCUGAUUGGCCAGGGCAAACGCAUUUAUUCCCUGACAAGCCCCCAUCACAUGGAUGGUUGUCUAUUAACUUGUUCAAAAAAGUAUCAGGACUUGUCAAGGCAGAGAGAGAGAGAGAGAGUGUUUGCAAAAGGGGGGAAAGUAGUUUGCUGGCUCUUUAAGAAGGAGCAGGGAGAAAAGGAGGAGGAAGAAGUUGUAUUUCCACCAAGGCUCCAGUGAGCAUAAUAAUUUUAUUAUUAUUAUUAUUAUUAAUCCAUCCGCCAAGAGGAAGCCUCGAACCCUGAGCCAAGUGUGUGUUUUUGGGGAGUCCCCCUCCCCCUUCCACACCCCUCCCUAGGAACGACAACAACAACACCACCACCAAAAAAAGUCCAGCUUGAGACUUUCCUGUGGCGGCGGCUGCAUCUCUCGCUUCUCCGCCGAAGGCUUGUACCAGGCAAGAGCCGUUUGAAUGUACAACAUGAUGGAAACCGAGUUGAAGCCUCCCGCCCCCCAGCAAACUUCGGGGGGAGGCACGGGCAACUCCAACUCGGCAGCCAACAACCAGAAGAACAGUCCGGACCGGGUCAAGCGACCCAUGAACGCCUUCAUGGUGUGGUCCCGGGGCCAGCGGCGGAAGAUGGCCCAAGAGAACCCGAAAAUGCACAACUCCGAAAUCAGCAAGCGGCUCGGGGCGGAGUGGAAACUUUUAUCCGAGGCGGAGAAGAGACCGUUCAUUGACGAAGCGAAGCGGCUCCGCGCCCUGCACAUGAAGGAACACCCGGAUUAUAAAUACCGACCCCGGAGGAAAACCAAGACCCUCAUGAAGAAGGAUAAGUACACAUUACCCGGCGGCUUGCUGGCCCCCGGCAGCAAUUCCAUGACCACUGGGGUAGGGGUUGGGGCCACCUUGGGCGCUGGGGUGAACCAGAGGAUGGACAGUUAUGCGCACAUGAACGGCUGGACCAACGGAGGCUAUGGGAUGAUGCAAGACCAGCUCGGCUACCCACAGCACCCGGGCUUGAACGCUCACAACGCGGCUCAGAUGCAGCCCAUGCACCGCUACGACGUGAGCGCCCUGCAGUACAACUCCAUGACCAGCUCGCAGACUUACAUGAACGGGUCGCCCACCUACAGCAUGUCUUACUCCCAACAAGGGACCCCGGGGAUGGCCCUGGGAUCCAUGGGGUCCGUGGUCAAGACAGAGUCGAGCUCCAGUCCCCCCGUAGUCACUUCUUCUUCCCAUUCAAGGGCUCCAUGCCAAGCUGGGGACCUUCGGGACAUGAUCAGCAUGUAUCUACCAGGUGCUGAAGUACCAGAACCAGCUGCCCCAAGCAGACUUCAUAUGUCCCAACACUACCAGAGUGCACCUGUUCCUGGUACAGCCAUUAAUGGCACACUUCCUCUAUCACAUAUGUAAGACAAAAGGGUUGGGGGGGGGGAGGAGGGAGG
Messenger RNA from Pelodiscus sinensis (Chinese soft-shelled turtle), 1462 nucleotides. It is a transcript of the gene SOX2, whose product is annotated as SRY-box transcription factor 2. NCBI's taxonomy places the organism in Eukaryota, Metazoa, Chordata, Testudines, Trionychidae. Gene Ontology annotation, biological process: brain development; positive regulation of transcription by RNA polymerase II; negative regulation of transcription by RNA polymerase II. Gene Ontology annotation, cellular component: nucleus. The record is from RefSeq and is a predicted model, not a curated record. Gene Ontology annotation, molecular function: RNA polymerase II cis-regulatory region sequence-specific DNA binding; DNA-binding transcription activator activity, RNA polymerase II-specific.